GGGCCGGCCUGGUAGAGCGAACGCUUCAGGCGGCGAUUCCAUCUCGCUCCGCUUAAGGCGAGCGAUAGGAGCUCCCGAGCGCGCCGCCACGCGCCCUUGCCGGCAGGCGGUCCCCCGCCCCUACCUGCCUGGGCGCCUCCUCCUGCCCUCCUCGGCUCCUUCGCCACGCGCCGCCGCCAGCUUGUGUAAUGACAUUUGGUGUCUACAGCUGAACUGUACAGGAAGCAAUCCAAGCUUGCGAGUUGCAAAGUGCAUACUUAACGAUGGCAACACCAUCAUCGUCCUUGGAGGGGCUGCCUGAGCAGGGCGGCGCCGAUGAUAAGCUAUCGACGCUAUUCACCGGGGCCACGGGCUUUGCUGUGGACAACUACACCUGGUUCGCGGAGGCGCGGAUCAAGGCCGCCUUCUACCCCAAAUUCGACAACGAAAAUUCCGACCAAGAGACAAGAAAUCGGAUGAUUGGCAUGGUGUCACGUGGCUUAGCUACCAUGGAGGUUACGCUUAAGCAUUCAGGAUCUCUAUUCAUGUAUGCUGGUCAGCAUGGUGGAGCAUUUUCCAAGAACAGCUUUGGAAAUAUCUACACUGCUGCGGGCGUUUUUAUCCUGGGCCGUAUUUUUCGUGAAGCUUGGGGGGAGGAAGCUCCUAAAAUGCAAGACAAAUUUAAUCAUUAUCUCACGAAAAACCGGGUAAACAUUUCAAUGGAACUUGUGACAGCUGUAUUAGGAGACCACGGACAAAGGCCAAAGGAUGAUUAUGCCGUGGUUACAGCUGUAACAGAGUUGGGUCAUGGCAAACCAAAGUUCUAUUCUACUCCGGAGGUGAUUGCCUUUUGUCGAAAAUGGCGCCUCCCAACAAAUCAUGUCUGGCUAUUUUCCACAAGGGAAUCUGCCUUUUCUUUUUUCGCUGCCUAUGAUGCAUUGUGUGAAGAGGGGACUGCCACACCGGUUUGCAAAGCCCUUGACGAAGUAGCUGAUAUAUCUGUACCAGGGUCAAAGGAUCAUGCAAUUGUACAGGGUGAGAUACUUGAAGGUUUGGUUACCCGAAUGGUUAGUCGUGAAAGUUCAGUUCAAAUGGAAGAAGUCCUGAGAAACUUCUCACAGACUCCAUUAGAUGGUGUUGACUGUGAUUUAGGACCAACUUUACGUGAAAUAUGUGCCCCUGAUAGGUUAGACGAAAUGCAGCAAAUUAAAGCAAUUCUUGAAAAUUUUGGAUCUUCAAUGUAUCCAGACCAUUUUGAUUGGUCUGGAAAUGGUGGUCUUGAUGCUCAGUCUCGAAAAGCUGGUGAAUCUGUUGUUGCUGAGUUUUUGCAAGCACAUCCUACAGACUAUGCAACUAAGAAAUUACAGGAGACGAUUCGUUUGAUGAAGCAGAUGAAGCCGAGUUGUUUUCCUGCAGCUUUUAAAUGUUAUGGGAAUUACCAAAAAUUUGAUUCUCUUUCAAAUGAUAAGUAUUACAAGAUGGUUAUCCAUGUGCUUGAUGAUUCUGUUUUUAAACGUUAUCGGCAAGAGAUGAAGAAAAAUCAAGGGUUAUGGCCAUUGUAUAGGGGUUUCUUCAUUGAUGUCAACCUGUUCAAGGCGAACAAUAAGAAGGCCGCUGAACUUCCCAAAGAAAGUAACAUUUUAUUGAACAGCAUCGAAGGUUCCUUGGAUUCAAGUUCGUCAGUUAAGGAUGGUCUGGCUGACGAGGAUUCAAAUUUAAUGAUCAAACUAAAAUUCCUGCCUUAUAAGAUAAGGACAUUCUUAAUUCGGAAUGGCCUCUCCACCAUUUUCAAAGAUAACCAAUCUGAUUAUAGUAAUAAUUACGUAAGGCAAAUGGAGAGUUGGGGAACAUCAGAAAGUAAACUGAAAGAGCUUUGCAUACUGUUGAAUAAAUGGGCUACCUACAUUAGAGGGAAGUAUGACAAUGAGUCACUCUCGUCCUCAAUUUAUCGUACUGUGGAAAAUUUAGAAAGAAAAUAUCUUAGUGAGGCAGAGCCUUUCCUUGAACAAUAUGCUAAGAGCAGCCCUGCAAACCUGGCUUUGAUAAGGGCUGCUGGCGACAUGGUUCAAACAGAAAAAUUCUUGGCCAUAGUUGAUGCACAGAGAGAUGAAGAGGAUGAUUUUCAGCCAGAAUGUGGGGCAGCGCCUUCUUGUCGUACAGCUUCCCUCGAUGUUGUUUCAAAAACUGAGGGCCUUAUCGUCUUCUUUCCUGGUAUACCUGGUUGUGCAAAGUCUGCUCUAUGUAAUGAAAUAUUGAAAAUGCCUGGUGGCCUUGGUGAUAACCGGCCUCUUCAUAGUUUGGAAGGAGAUCGUACUAAAGGAAAAUACUGGCAAAAGGUUGCUGCUGAGCAAAAAAACAAAUCAUUUAGAAUAAUCCUCGCCGACAAAAACGCACCAAACAAGGAUGUGUGGCAGCAGAUCGAAGAUAUGUGCAGGACCACAAAUGCGGCUGCUGUUCCUAUUAUUCCUGAUUCAGAAGGUGCCGAUACAAAUCCAUUUUCACUUGAAGCUCUUGCUGUUUUCAUGUUUCGUGUACUCAAACGGGUCAAUCAUCCGGGGAAUCUGGGCAAGGAUUCACCGAAUGCUGGUAAUGUUUUGCUAAAGUUUUACAAGCUCUAUGAUGGCAAGAGUCGAAGAGAAUUUGAAAACGAAAUGUAUGAGCGUUUUGGCUCCUUGGUUAAGAUGCCUCUCCUGAAGCCAGAUAGAGCUCCAUUGCCUGGUAAUGUCAAAAGUAUCUUAGAUGAGGGGCUUGGCUUAUUCAGUCUGCAUGGAGGCAAGCGUGGAAGAGGGAAGCCAUCAAAUGGUUCAGAUGUUAGUGAAGAAUGGAAACAGUGGGAGGAAAGGCUGCGCGAGAUCUUGUUUGGGUAUGAAGAUUAUCUUAAAUCCAUUCAGGUUCCAUUUGAUGUUGCGGUGAAAGAAGUAGUGGAACAGUUAAAGGCUGUGGCUAAAGGUGAUAUCAAAACACCUGAUACUGCUAAGCAGAGGUUUGGCAAUAUCAUUUUUGCUGCGGUUAAAGUAUCCCAGGCAGAUAUACUGGGUCUUCUCCGUAAGGUUGCGGAGAAGGACACUGAUGUCAGCAAUUUUCUCAACGGCAUAAAAUUAGAGAAUAACUUGAACAAGGUGCAUAUCACCCUUGCUCACAAAGGGGCCCAUGGUGUAGCUGCAGUUGCAAGUUAUGGAGUCUACCAGAACCAGGAACUCCCCGUAUCGUUUAACACCUUGUUCUACAACGAUAAGAUGGCUGCUCUCGAGGCGCAGCUUGGAACCGUAAAUGGCGAAACUAUUGUCUCCAGAAAUGAUUGGCCACAUUGUACUCUCUGGACUGCCGCAGGUGUUGGACCAAAGAAAGCAAACACACUACCGCAGUUGGUUUCGGAAGGAAAAGCAAAGCGGGUGCUGGUUGACCCUCCUAUCACAAUAUCUGGAGUUCUUGACUUCUACUAAUUUUCUAGCUUGUUUUUUAUAAUUAUGUGGUGCAGAAAUAAAUAUAAGAGUCAGGAAUCAUUAGAUAGCCGAUGGCAGCGACGGCUUUGUAAAUAUUACUCUAAAUUUUAUGCCACAAAGUUUUGUAGUAUAGAGUGGGAUUGUGAUACUCAUACUUUUUAUGAUUCCGAACAUUGUCAAGCCCUAGAUAUAGUUGAAGCAUAAUUAUGAUCA
This is a messenger RNA of Lolium perenne, 3635 nucleotides long. Its product is annotated as tRNA ligase 1. The record is from RefSeq and is a predicted model, not a curated record. NCBI's taxonomy places the organism in Eukaryota, Viridiplantae, Streptophyta, Magnoliopsida, Poales, Poaceae. Gene Ontology annotation, molecular function: RNA ligase (ATP) activity. Gene Ontology annotation, biological process: tRNA splicing, via endonucleolytic cleavage and ligation.